UCCACGGCCACGACUGUCGGUCUCCUGUAGCGAAAGCACGUCGCAUAGACUGCAUCGAUGUCUUCAGCGGCACCCGAUUCGGCUGCUGCCUCGCAUCCUGAACACGACCCCUCCGCAAAUCCGUCUGCCGAAGAUGUCCACUAUGUAAAUGCCGAGGCCGAUAGCGCGAGCAUCGACCAGCCGACCGGGACUAAUGAUCCCACAAGUCUGAAAGUCGGCACCUCGCUGCGCGUCAUCAAGGCCUAUCACAAAACCGACGAAAACGAGCUUGAGCUUGAAGUGGACGACGUUGUCGAUCUUGACGAAGUUCCGGCCUCCAACGACGAGUUCUGGUGGAAAGGCACCAACCGCUCGUGGGGCCCCAACAAUGGCUGCCAGGGUUACUUUCCAUCUUCAUGCGUGGUUGUGGAACUGUGGGAACUUGACCCCGACAACCCGCCGCCACUGGCGGACGACAAGGUGUUUGCCCCGGGAGUGACCACAGAUGCUCCAACGGACGUGCCCGACGAAUCCUCCGAAGUUCUUGACGACGGGCCACCUGCCCCUCCCGUGCCAGAGCCCGUUCCGCCAGGGACCAAGGUCUUGGUACGCGAGGCGUUCCAGGCAAGCAUGGCGGAUGAGCUCGAUCUUCGCAAAGGCGAGGAGGUCGUUGUUCUCGAGGCCCCGGAUGGCGGGUGGUGGCGAGGCAUGUCCAACCUCGGCUCCAAGGAAGCCAAAACAGGUUGGUUUCCGGCAACAAUGAUCACCGUGCCGGCAGAUGACGGACUGAGUCCGGCCAAAUCAGCCGAGGCCAGUUCGUCAUCUAUCGGCGAGCUGGCGUCAAAUGCCUCGUCACCGACCAAAAAGGCCUGGUUCAAGCGCCUGAUUUCAAAGAAGGGCAAGGAUGGCGAGACCGAGCAAGAGCGCAAGGAACGCAAGGAGCGCGAAAAGCAGGCCGAGAAGGAAAAGGAGAGGCAGAAGAAGGCCGAAAAGGAGCGUGAGAAGGAGCGUGAGAAGGCUGAGAAGGAGCGUGAGAAGACUGAAAGGGAACGUGAGAAGGCCGAGAAGGAGCGCGAAAAGAUCGAAAGGCAGCGGCUCAAGGAAGCAGAAAAGCAGCGGCUCAAGGCAGAGAAGCGCGAUAAAAAGGCCAGAAACAGGUCCAAGUCUGCUCCAAACACCAAUCUCCAGCUUCGCGACGAUCGAGGGGUCGGGAACAACCAACUCGGAGUGGUGUACGAAUCCAAUGAGCUCGCAAGCAGUGCAUCGUUACACAUCAAGUCGCUGAGCGAGCAGAAGAGCAGUUCUAAUCUCAAGCCGAGGUAA
Molecule: messenger RNA, 1302 nt
Organism: Polychytrium aggregatum
Lineage: Eukaryota; Fungi; Chytridiomycota; Chytridiomycetes; Polychytriales
Exons: 1
Coding region: 58-1302 (414 amino acids)
Molecular function (GO): protein binding
Source: RefSeq, a predicted model, not a curated record